AUGCCCAAGUCGAUGCAGUCGUACCACAGCGUCGACGACUACGACGCCGACGAUGACUACGCCGCCGAACAGCGCGAGCGCGACGACACCUUCAGCAGCACCACGCCCACGUCGCCCACGCUCACCUUCAGCGCCCAGCGCCCGAUGCGUGCCUCGGACACGGACCUCACGAGGUCGACGGGCAGCGUCAACGAGCGGACCGCCCUGCUAGGAGUGCCCCAUCUGCGGGGGGCCAGGUCCUACAAGAGCCUGCCCGCCACCUCCCCGGGCACCCCUCGCCCGGGCAUGACGCGCAACAACAGCCAGCUGCCCACCAGCUCGCGCAUGCGGAGCCGCCGGGGCUCCCUCACCGGCGGCCACACCUUCAGCCAGCGCCUCGUCAAUGCCCUGGGCGAGCGGGGGGCGGGCCUCGAGCAGAGCAUGCACUCCGCAAAGGCGUCUUUCUUCCAGGACAACCGCGUGUGGUACGAUCAGUUCACGUCGACCGACUGGGUCCACGACAACAUCGCCGACGCCUACCGCGUCAAGGCCCUGCGGAGCCGGAAGGACAUCAGGGGCCGCCUCGCCGCUUGGUUCGACGGUGCGCAGGGCUGGAUUCUGGUAGCUCUCAUCGGCGUACUCACUGCCGUGUGCGCCUACUUCGUCAACACCACCGAGACCACGCUGUUCGAUCUGAAGCAGGGCUACUGCACUACCGGCUGGAACAAGAGCCGCAAGGCGUGCUGCCAAGGUGCCUCUAUAUGCGACAACUGGCUCAAGUGGUCCGAGGCGGUCCGCAAUGACAGGCUGGACGUCGUCCAGACCCAAUAUGGCUUUUUCGUCCUCUCCGUCAUCUUGCUCUCCAUGGCCUCGUGUCUGCUCACGCUCACCACAAAAACAGUCAUCCCUUCAGCCAUCUCUCUGUCCACACUCGACGAAAACCUCGGCGCAGAAGUCCGGAGAUACUCUGAUCAGGCAGAGGAAGAAGACCGCAAGCGAAGCAUCAGCCCAGAGUCAAGGUUCCAGGAAGUCCAGGCACGGCCACCCAUGGUCUACUACUCCGCUGCUGGCAGUGGUGUAGCCGAAGUCAAGGUCAUCCUCAGUGGUUUCGUUCUCCACGGUUAUCUGGGUGUACGCACACUGCUCGUCAAGACGCUAGCUCUGAUCCUCAGUGUUGCAUCGGGCCUCAGUCUCGGUAAGGAGGGCCCAUACGUGCACAUUGCGACUUGCAUAGGAAACAUUGCGUGUCGUAUAUUCUCAAAGUAUAGCAACAACGACGGCAAACGCAGGGAGAUUCUCAGCGCUAGUGCUGCUAGUGGUGUUGCCGUAGCUUUCGGCGCUCCGAUUGGCGGAGUGCUCUUCAGUCUGGAGGAAGUGAGCUACUACUUUCCGUCCAAGACGCUCUUCAGAACCUUCUUUUGCUGCAUCGCGGCUGCAUUAUCUCUUAAAUUCCUGGAUCCAUACGGCACCAAGAAGAUCGUGCUUUUCGAGGUUCGUUAUCAUCUAGACUGGAAGUUUUUUGAACUUGCGACCUUUGUCUUCACCGGCGCUGUGGGCGGUGUUCUCGGCGCAUUGUUCAUCAAAGCAUCUCGCAUCUGGGCACGAACAUUCCGUCGCAUACCCGUUAUCAAGAAGCAUCCGCUCCUUGAGGUCUUCCUGGUUGCGCUCGUGACUGGUUUGAUCAGUUUCUGGAACCGAUACACCAAACUGCCCGUCACCGAACUCUUGUUCGAACUGGCAAGUCCGUGCGACACGUACACUGACACCGGCGACGGUCUCUGUCCGACUCUGGAGCAUAUUCCGAGCGUACUCAAAACCUUGUUCUUCGCAUUUGUCAUCAAAGCUCUUCUGACUGUCGUCACCUUUGGUAUCAAGGUCCCAGCCGGUAUCUAUGUACCUUCCAUGGUCGUAGGCGGUCUCGCCGGGCGCUUCAUCGGCCACACUGUCCAACUCGCUGCUCUACGCUUCAAUCAUCUGGGCGUCUUCGGAGAGUGCUCACCUGACGGUCCGCCAGGUUCAUGCGUCGUUCCCGGAGUGUACGCGCUAGUGGCUGCUGGAGCAACGAUGACCGGCGUCACUCGUCUCAGUAUCACACUGGCAGUCAUCUUAUUCGAGCUCACGGGUAGUCUGGAUCACGUACUCCCUUUUUCUCUCGGCAUCCUGGUCGCGAAAUGGGUGGCGGAUGCUAUUGAACCGCUCAGUAUCUACGACUUGCUCACAGACAUGAACUCGUACCCAUUCCUCGAUAACAAAGUUCGACCCAUCUUCACAUCCGAGCUUGGCGACAUCACUACUGGGAAGAGACAGGAUCAUAUCAUCGACAUUUCAGAAGACGCGCUCAUUCCUGCAGUCGAGCUGCGUGCAAAGCAACGUGGACUACAAAUGAUAGGUGAACUGGACGGCGGCCUGUCCAUCAUAAAAAACGGCGUUCUUGUUGGCCUCAUUCCUGCACCAGAUCUAGAGUUUGCGCUCGAUAAGCUGGAGAACGAAGAGAACACGCUUUGCCUCAUGUCACCGCGAGUUGAUUGGGCUGCAGGGCGUGAGCCCCAAGACGAAGAAGAGCAAGAAGCCUAUGAUCCAAGUGAUUUCACUCCAUAUAUUGACCCAGCACCUGUUGCAUUGGAUGUUCACUCACCGAUGGACUUGGUAUACGAAUGCUUUGUAAAGCUCGGACUACGAUAUAUAUGCGUGCUCAGGGAUGGCAAGUACGCUGGUCUGGUUCAUAAGAAGACUUUCGUCAAGUACGUCAAAGAAUUGGAGCAUCAGGAAAAGAAAGGACGUGAGAUCUAG
Molecule: messenger RNA, 2769 nt
Organism: Alternaria hordeiaustralica
Lineage: Eukaryota; Fungi; Ascomycota; Dothideomycetes; Pleosporales; Pleosporaceae
Exons: 3
Coding region: 1-2769 (922 amino acids)
Biological process (GO): chloride transport; transmembrane transport
Cellular component (GO): early endosome; membrane; Golgi apparatus
Molecular function (GO): voltage-gated chloride channel activity
Source: RefSeq, a predicted model, not a curated record